AUGGCUGAACCUCAGACAAUCCCCACCUUCAAGCUGGUCCUAGUUGGCGAUAGAGGCAUUGGCAAGACAACCUUCGUCAAGCGCCAUUUGACAGGCGAGUUUGAGAAGGAGUACAUAGCCACGCUUGGUGUCGAAGUCUACCCUCUCGAUUUCACCACGAACUUUGGCAAGAUCCGGUUCGACGUCUGGGACACGGCUGGUCAGGAGAAGUUCGGCGGUCUCCAUGAUGGCUAUUACAUCAACGGGCAGUGCGGUAUCGUCAUGUUCGACGUGACUUCUCGCAUCACGUACAAGAACGUCCCUAACUGGUACCGUGAUCUUAUCCGCGUCUGCAACAACGUCCCCGUUGUUCUCUGCGGUAACAAGGUCGACAUGAAGGAGCGUAAGGUCAGGGCCAAGAACAUUACUUUCCACCGGAAAAAGAACCUCCAAUAUUAUGAUAUCAGCGCCAAGUCCAAUUAUAACUUCGAGAAGCCCUUCUCUUGGCUCACGCGCAAGCUCCUUAACUGCCCUACUUUGGAAUUCGUCGCCGCCCCUGCUCUCUUUCCCCCCACCACUUUCGUUGACGAGGAGGAAAUCAAGGCGCGCCAGGCCGAGAUGGACGAGGCCAUGGCUCAGCCUCUUCCCAGCGAUGAAAAUGAUGACGACCUUGAAACCGUUUGCAAGGCGGCGAAUUGGUGGUCAUGUGUGGUGGAGCCGAGGGUGGACUAG
This is a messenger RNA of Lasiosphaeria miniovina, 711 nucleotides long. RefSeq names its product GTP-binding nuclear protein. Lineage: Eukaryota; Fungi; Ascomycota; Sordariomycetes; Sordariales; Lasiosphaeriaceae. The record is from RefSeq and is a predicted model, not a curated record. The coding region runs from base 1 to 711 and encodes 236 amino acids. Gene Ontology annotation, biological process: ribosomal subunit export from nucleus; protein import into nucleus. Gene Ontology annotation, cellular component: nucleus; cytoplasm. Gene Ontology annotation, molecular function: GTPase activity; GTP binding. The transcript is spliced from 5 exons.